Messenger RNA from Ornithodoros turicata, 1412 nucleotides. RefSeq lists its product as uncharacterized. Lineage: Eukaryota; Metazoa; Arthropoda; Arachnida; Ixodida; Argasidae. The record is from RefSeq and is a predicted model, not a curated record. The transcript has 5 exons. Bases 171 to 1274 code for a protein of 367 amino acids.
ACCAGUCGGACCACCAAACCCACAGGGCAAGCCGCGAGCUGAUAAAUUCGUCUCGCCCCACUAUCACGGAAAGAAGAAGAAGGAAGAGUGACCUUCUGGGAUUGUUCCACUGGUAGUCGGUCACUUCCAGCAGUCUUUAGCCGCAUUUCCCAUCCUCGUCUAUUUUAGUAAUGAGAAACGACAGCAACGUCAGCGUUGACGAGCCUUCUGGACAACAGCCAAUUGUUAAGGCUCAUCGCAGUCUCUGGACAAGACGUCCGUCCAAAAAGGCUUUCCUGCUACUCGUCGUAGCGGUUGCAUCUUACGUGCUAUUAUCCCUUGUCUUCCCCGCACGACCACAACCACUGAGACGACCCCAGUCGUUCUACGGCGUCGACAAUGUUACCGGCUUCAAUUCUUACGUGGUACCCAACAUCAUCCACUACGUGCGGUUCGGAAAGCCGAACAUCUCAUUCAUGGAAGCUGUGAGCAUGCGCUCCUCCUACAUUAACCACGGUCCGGACGAAAUCAUUGUGCAUUGCGACAUUUGCCAGCUGGACGGACCGUAUGCCUAUUUGGUCCGCGACAUACCGGUCCUAAGACUUAACAAACGGAUGAAGCCACAGACCGUUUUUGGACUCGAGGUGGGUGGCGUUGAGCACGCUUCGGAUAUUACUCGUCUCCAGACUCUGUUGAGGUACGGAGGCAUGUACUUGGACGGCGACUGCUUCGUCAUUCAGUCCGUGAACCGAUAUCGUCACUUUGAGAUGACGAUAGGCUGGGAAUAUGGGGCGUACAUGGGAAGCAUGAUAUUGCUGGCCGCCCCCAGUGCCAGAUUCCUUCAUCUGUACCAGCAACUUUACAAGGAGUACAACCGCAGCUCGUGGUAUUACAAUGCCGGAGACCUGCCCACCAUGCGCGUGCUGUGGCAUCAUCCCCACCUCAUCCACCGAGUCCCUAUCCUCAUUGGUAUCGGCUAUGCCAUGUUGUACAAGCUGUACAAUCCUGGUUUUCAUCCCGAUUGGAGGAAUUAUCAUGUGGUUCACACAUUCAUACGCCACCGUUCUGCAAAGGCAGAUCCCUUGUGUGGGAAGGAGUAUGACUUGCAGAAUAUCAGGACGUACAACACAUCACUGGGAGAGAUGAUGCGUGAGGUUAUCUUUGGUACGUCCGAGUACGUGAACGACACCGCCGAAGUGAAAGGAUCAUACGAUCUCUACGUUGCGAAGCGAAAGCGGUCGAGCCCGAGUUUGACGACACAAAACAGUACCGAUGAUGCAAGCAUUCGCCGUUAGUAGGGCAGUGUGCAAAUAUGUACAUAGUUGUAAAUAUGUAACGUUGAAAAAGUGUGUCUGUAUGGGAAAGUUCGACGUCAGUAAUUUGUUAAAGGUAUGAUUACAACAGGAGUGAACAAUUACAGGACUAAGACUAAG